Molecule: messenger RNA, 1786 nt
Organism: Phanerochaete carnosa HHB-10118-sp
Lineage: Eukaryota; Fungi; Basidiomycota; Agaricomycetes; Polyporales; Phanerochaetaceae
Exons: 4
Coding region: 574-1707 (377 amino acids)
Source: RefSeq, a predicted model, not a curated record
GGGCUCUCGGCUUUGGUCGCGUCUAUUGUUUGCUCGAUGAGUUGAUUUAACUCUUGGCAGAGAUUGCACAGACAAUAAUAUGUCGCCUCAGGUCUCAGAGAGUCUGCGUAGGCGGAGUAGACCUAGGCCUGGUUCUGGCACGCAUGCCAUGAUCGUCAUGAUCUUCCAGCGGGCAAUUAUGCUCACAGACAUUGCUAGCUUCUGACGCUGGAACGGACAAGGACUCAUGCACUCAUGUCGAACAACCAAUUUUCAAACUGCCUCCGUUCAGUGAAUAUGCGAUUCGCCAAAAGCUUUCGACAGCUAGAUACUACUUGAAAAGUCAAGUAGCGUAGCUCUCAAACUUUGAUAUUGCUCGGCUAGUGGCGUUCACUGUUGGUAGCAUUCACUAACGACUCCACAGAACGGGUGUAUUUCAGCACCAAGACUGCACGAGCCUGGAGUUCUACAAUGACCCGAGUUCAAGUGACGGACUUCCCCAAUACCGCCCGGGCCGAAGACGUGUCCACUCGUAUAUAUACCCUCUGUGCGAUGUCUUCUUGUUCCCAGCUUCGUCCACACGACGGUCUCACUAUGAAACCUCUUUUCAGCAACGUCGCUCUUUUCCUGCUCAGCCUGACGCAGGCACAGGCCGCAGUCCGCCGCAGCAUCCCAUCUCAGCCGACUGUAGGCACUUUUCACCGCCGCACCUACUUCUAUGCAGGUGGAGAGUUCGCGCCUCAAAGCCCAUCAGUAAUCAGUCACGGACAGGUGUAUGUCGAACACCUUGUGCCAGAAAAGGUCACUCAGCCGCUCCCACUGCUGAUGGUGCACGGGAUGGGAAUGACUGCUACCAAUUUCCUUAACACACCCGACGGUCGCGUUGGGUGGGCAGAUCAUUUCAUGAGCAAGGGCUGGGAGGUCUAUCUCAUCGACCAGCCUUCUCGUGGGCGGUCGCCCUGGUCGGAGAGUACUGACGGAGAUGUUGUCCUUCUGGACACAGAGACUGUCUCGGCCCACUUCACAGCUCCGCAGGACUUUGAUCUCUGGCCUCAAGCGGCUCUUCAUACCCAAUGGCCCGGCAAUGGGACACGCGGCGAUCCCGUCUUUGACGAGUUUUUCAAGUCGAUGGUGCAGUACCUUAACAGCACUUCGCAGUCCGAAGUGGAGCUCCAAGCUGCAGCGACAGACCUGCUCAAUAAGACCGGACCAGUGGUAUUACUGACGCACUCGCAGGGUGGCCCUAUGGGAUGGGUGCUCGCGGACGCAAAUCCCGCCAAUGUUCAUGCCAUUUUGGCGAUUGAACCUGGAGGCCCGCCGUUCGUGGACGCCGUCCUCGACACCGCCCCUGACAAUGUCUGGGGUGUUACCAACAUCUCGAUAAGCUAUUCUCCGCCAGUGGCUUCCCCGUCCGAUCUCCAGCCGACUGUCGUCUUCACAGACCCGAGCGUCAGCUUUACCUGCUUCCAGCAAGGCACCAACCCGCCACGGAAGCUCGCAAACCUGGUGGACAUACCAGUGCUGAUGGUGACGUCCCAGGCAAGUUACCAUGCGGUAUACGACAACUGCACGGCGGCGUAUCUGCAGCAGGCUGGUGUUAGCGUGGAUCAUGUGCACCUGGAAGACGUCGGGAUUACGGGGAACGGACAUAUGAUGUUCAUGGAGCUGAACAAUAUUGAGAUAGCGGAGAAGGUGCUUGAACCGUGGCUUGCGAAGACGAUCCACUGAAGUCGCUACGGAUGAAGGUUAUGUUUUAGUACCUGCGCCGUCCAGCUCUAUCCUCAGCUCACUGAGCACUUCCUUUAAC